This is a messenger RNA of Melampsora larici-populina 98AG31, 2217 nucleotides long. RefSeq lists its product as uncharacterized. The record is from RefSeq and is a predicted model, not a curated record. The transcript is spliced from 5 exons. NCBI's taxonomy places the organism in Eukaryota, Fungi, Basidiomycota, Pucciniomycetes, Pucciniales, Melampsoraceae. Bases 70 to 2217 code for a protein of 715 amino acids. Gene Ontology annotation, molecular function: protein binding.
AGACACACUUCAAAGUUAUCAAACUCGUCUAUCCCUUCAGACCUUCGCUUGCACGCCACAUAUUUAAACAUGAACCCUACGGAGAAAAGUUUUGGAUCCGAUUCACUUCCAGAAACUGCUUUAGUUCCUCAAGCAUCUUCACCUAAAAACCUUGACGUAUCUUCCGACGCUUCAUGCCUCAACGGGUCUCCACAAGCAGUUCAAUCCAGCCCAUCAUCACCAGCCCAAGCUGAGCCGGAGCUCAUCUCCACAACCCCAGCGAGCUCUCAGGACUCUACAACUCCUUCGCGGUCUCCCAAUGAUGAUCAGACAGAUUCCUCUGAAGAACUCAAUAACAAAACUUCUGCUGUCAAUGCAGAUCCUUCCGAAGUUCCAACUGAUUCUGCUGCGUCUCUUCCUGCUCCAACAAACAAUCAACUCUUGGACGCUAUCUUGCCGAUCCGGUCCGAAGCUCCGACGCUCGGAGUUCCUAAGCUUCUUUCCCGACUCAAGGCCCUCAACCCAAGUUGGCAGCUCAGCGAAAAGCGUCUCCGGAAGUUCCUUAAUUCGAAUCCCAAUCUCUCAGCUCAGACAUCAAACCUUGGGCAAGCUCGCUCGUCACCUCGUGUUCCUUCCGAGCCAAUCUGGCUGCCGGACUAUGCUUGGGAUAAAGAUUGGGAAGCAGCCUCUGCCGACAACAGCUCCACUGAGCCUGUCAGCUCUUUGGACGAUGUUCUCCUCCUAGAGUGUCGUCAACGCAGUGUAAAAGUAGAGCCUGUUCGGUUUCCUGAGAGCAAUAAAGGUAGUGGACUGAUAGCAAAGGCUAACUACCCCAAGGGAACCCAAAUAAUCAAGGAGGACGCGGCGCUUUCACGCUCCGUUAUCUCCGGUCAAAGUUGUGCAUUCUGUGGUCGAGCCUUCUCAACGCAACGCACAAAGAGUCAACCAACUUGUCCGCAUCACCCUGCACCUGGCUCUAAAGAGGCUAUCGCAGCGCAACAGCUUGUCACAACCACUUCGACCAGUCUCGCCACCGGUAGCCAAUCUGUUACCGAAAAGCCAGCCGGUCCCGAACCUUGUUACAUGCGCUAUUGUACUCGUGUAUGCGCUCAACGUUCAGUCGACUAUUACGGCCCCCUGGUCUGCCCACAAAAGAACCCAGAGUACAUGCAAGUGAUACGUUUGGCUGAUUCAGAGGAGUUCAGAGGCGCUCAUAUGGUUUUCAAGAUAUUUGCAAGAAUGUUGAUCGCGAACGAAACUGGUGAAAUUAGUCCAAAUCCUUCGUUUGUACCCCCACAGAGGGAAGAAAGUGAGGUAAAGAACGGCACAGUUAAUCCAGAAUUGGAACAAGACCCGAUUGGCUCAGACGAUCCAGCCUUAAACACACGCCACAACAAUAAGAAUAAAAAGGCUAAGGCCAAAAAAAAGGUGAUGAAUGUCACACCAGAGUGGACCGGACCUAGUGUGGAGUUUGAAAAGAUUGUAAAGCGACUCGAGGGUCUUGCUACGGUUUCUGAACGUGCUCGUCGCGACCGCCUUCACGGAGGUGGUCAUCUUGCAUCGCACUUCACCGAUGUACGAUUUGGUCAACUAUGGCGUAAUGGAUGGCAUGUGGUCACUCGUGCACUUCAUCUUGACACAGGUUAUCGUCCUGCACCAACAGAAUCUGAGACGAAUUCGACUGAUGGUUUUUGGGCGACGUUCUGGAAACGGAGGCUUAACACCGAGACGAUUGCUCAUUACUUUGGAUUCCGCGGUUUCCUAGAGUAUCUCGGCAAGGCAGCCUUGAACAGAGAAACAGAUCAUGGGCUCUACCUUCUCCAUGCUCGAUUCAAUCCGCUGAAACAUCCGGGGUCGGAGGAGCUGCACAAAAUAGCACCAUCGACAAUCUAUGUCAUUGCAAAACGAGAUAUCCAACAGGAUGAAGAGAUCACGAUUUCAUACAUCAACCCCGAAUUGUGUCUGGAGGCACGGCGAAAGAAGCUAUUUGACGACUACCUAUUCUCCUGCUUCUGUUCUCGUUGUCGACGUGAGCUAAAAGAAGAAGAAGUUAAGAGAUUGGCAGAAGAAACGAGUCGGUUGAUGAUGAAUGGCGCGAUUCAAGAAAUUGGUUCAGAUGAAGCUCAGGAAGUCUCAAGUCCUACCACCACGGCUCUUCAGCACCCUAACGGAAAUGACAAUGGCAAUGCAAAUGGCAAUGGGGUGGAAGAUGACUCUAUGAUUGAUGAAUGUCAGUAG